Molecule: messenger RNA, 1525 nt
Organism: Desarmillaria tabescens
Lineage: Eukaryota; Fungi; Basidiomycota; Agaricomycetes; Agaricales; Physalacriaceae
Product: dihydrolipoamide succinyltransferase
Exons: 9
Coding region: 107-1378 (423 amino acids)
Biological process (GO): tricarboxylic acid cycle
Cellular component (GO): oxoglutarate dehydrogenase complex; mitochondrion
Molecular function (GO): dihydrolipoyllysine-residue succinyltransferase activity
Source: RefSeq, a predicted model, not a curated record
GGUCAGUACCGGGUUCUUACACCGUUCCUCACCAACCUUGCUCUCCAUCAACACUACUACCACCACCGCCGCCGCCAGGCCGUUCUUGCUCGUGGUCCACGUCGCCAUGCUUUCAAAGCGUAUCAUCGCCGUCGCGCAACGUCGCGGGUUACUCGAUGUAACCUCUGUUCAGUGUAUGAAGGGACUAGGAGUUGCAGCUGCACGUACACGUCGUGCACGCUUUCAUUCGUCAAGAUUGUUGCAGGCGGAGACUGUCAAGGUACCUCAGAUGGCAGAGUCCAUUACCGAGGGAACACUCAAGUCAUGGAUAAAACAAGUUGGCGAUACUGUAGAGGCCGAUGAGGAAGUAGCAACCAUUGAGACCGACAAGAUUGACGUGUCCGUGAACGCUCCUCAAUCCGGCAAGAUUGUAGAACUCUUGGCAGCGGAGGAAGACACUGUGACUGUUGGCCAAGACUUGUUUGUUCUUGAACCCGGUGAGACGGGUGGUGCCGCUGCACCUCCACCACCACCAAAGGAGGACACACCUAAAGCCCCCACGGAACCUAAACAGCAACAGGCGGAGAAGCCUCCUGCACACCCUGCACCCGAGAAGAAACCCUCAGAGCCCAAACAAGAAACUAAGAAGGAGCUUAAAAAGGAAGCAGAACAGCCCAAACCUGCGCCUACCGCAGGCAGCAGGAAUGAGACGAGAGUCAAAAUGAAUCGCAUGCGCCUGAGAAUUGCUGAACGAUUAAAAGAGUCGCAAAAUGCUGCGGCUUCGUUGACGACGUUCAACGAGAUUGAUAUGUCCUCGCUUAUCUCCAUGCGGGCAAAAUACAAGGAAUUAAUCUUGAAGGAGCAUGACGUCAAGCUCGGGUUCAUGAGCGCGUUCGCAAAGGCAUCUGCAUUGGCACUGAAAGAGAUUCCGGCAGCAAACGCGUCUAUCGAGGGUGACGAGAUUGUAUAUAGGGAUUACGUUGAUCUCAGCGUCGCCGUUGCUACACCGAAGGGUCUUGUCACACCUGUGGUCAGGAACUUGGAGACAAUGAACUUCUUGCAGAUCGAGAAAGAGAUUGCUGCGCUGGGUAAGAAGGCAAGAGAUGGAAAGUUGACGCUUGAGGAUAUGGCUGGUGGAACCUUCACGAUAUCCAAUGGAGGUGUCUUCGGAUCUCUCUUUGGAACUCCCAUUAUUAACCUUCCCCAGUCGGCUGUGCUGGGCAUGCACGCCGUAAAAGAGAAACCUGUAGUCGUCAAUGGCCAGAUCGUUAUUCGCCCCAUUAUGGUCGUUGCACUGACAUAUGAUCAUCGGUUGUUGGAUGGUCGUGAGGCUGUCACUUUCCUCGUUAAAAUUCGAGACUAUAUCGAAGAUCCCAGGAAAAUGCUCCUCGCCCCUUAAACGACGCCGCUAAUGUACUUUCAGGACUGAAAAAGUGUGAUCUGAUGUUCUAAUGCAUUGCAUCUCUUUCCAUCGAAAGCAGCACUUGGUCCGAAAUCGUAUUGAAUACCCAUCGGAAUUUUGACUUGCAAGUUUUCUGUAGCCCCA